Homo sapiens (human) is the source of this 4858-nucleotide messenger RNA. It is a transcript of the gene MVB12B, whose product is annotated as multivesicular body subunit 12B. Bases 167 to 1081 code for a protein of 304 amino acids. Gene Ontology annotation, cellular component: endosome; late endosome membrane; cytoplasm. The transcript is spliced from 10 exons. The record is from RefSeq and is a predicted model, not a curated record. NCBI's taxonomy places the organism in Eukaryota, Metazoa, Chordata, Mammalia, Primates, Hominidae.
AGCAUUUGUCAGAGUGAUUUGACUCUGGCUGGUCACCAGGUAAUCUGUCCAAAGUUCAGAAGGUGUCAGGAUGCUAUCCUGAGGCUCCACAGUGACAGCCUCUCAGUCUGUGCACUGUCCCCCACGGGUGGCCCCAAAGCCAGCUGCCCAUUUAACUGGGCACAGCAUGGACACUGGCCUCAGCUCUCAGCCUUCUGAGGAGGACCAGUCCACCAUGCCUGAAGUCAAAGACCUCUCAGAAGCCUUGCCAGAAACGUCAAUGGAUCCCAUCACGGGAGUCGGGGUGGUGGCUUCUCGGAACCGAGCCCCGACAGGCUAUGACGUAGUUGCACAGACAGCAGAUGGUGUGGAUGCUGACCUCUGGAAAGACGGCUUAUUUAAAUCCAAGGUUACCAGAUACCUGUGUUUCACAAGAUCAUUUUCCAAAGAAAAUAGUCAUCUGGGGAACGUGUUAGUAGAUAUGAAGCUCAUUGACAUCAAGGACACACUGCCUGUGGGCUUCAUCCCAAUUCAGGAGACGGUGGACACACAGGAAGUGGCUUUUAGGAAGAAGAGGCUGUGCAUUAAAUUUAUUCCACGGGAUUCAACGGAAGCUGCGAUUUGUGACAUUCGGAUCAUGGGCCGGACCAAGCAGGCCCCGCCUCAGUACACGUUUAUUGGGGAACUGAACAGCAUGGGGAUCUGGUAUCGAAUGGGCAGAGUACCAAGAAAUCAUGACUCAUCUCAACCCACAACGCCUUCCCAGUCAUCAGCUGCCUCCACCCCAGCCCCCAACCUUCCCAGGCACAUCUCCCUAACACUUCCUGCCACCUUCCGAGGCAGGAACAGCACCCGGACGGACUACGAGUACCAGCACUCCAAUUUGUAUGCCAUAUCAGCAAUGGAUGGUGUGCCUUUUAUGAUUUCAGAGAAGUUUUCUUGUGUUCCAGAAAGUAUGCAGCCCUUUGAUCUCCUGGGAAUCACCAUCAAAUCUCUAGCAGAAAUCGAAAAAGAGUACGAGUACAGCUUCCGCACAGAGCAGAGCGCAGCCGCCAGGCUCCCGCCCAGCCCCACCAGGUGUCAGCAGAUCCCGCAGUCCUGAGGAGCCAGCGGCCACCUGCGGGGAGACCACCGCCGCCCAGACUACUGACGGCAGGGGCUGCUGCCCCCGCCUCCUCCUGCCGCCUCCGCCAGCCCUCCCUCCCACACUGCCCCAGCAGGGCUGGCCCGGAGACUGGGCAGCUAAGUGGGCGCAUCCUGUCUUCAGCUGGCCUCACUGACACCCCGGCCUCCCUGGGGACAUUGUUCAUAACCAUGACUAAUCUGUGUGUGCUGUAGUGACCAGCGGCUCCUAACGUGUCUGUGUGAUGACCAGUUGUCCUCCAAAAACCUCACUCACCACGGAGUCACCCUGAGGGCCCCGGGCAGUUGCCCUGGCCGCCCAGUGACGCCCACCGGCUCCCUCCGCUCCCUCCUGUCACCUACCAGGGCAGACCCCACUAAGCCGUUGAGUCUCUUCCUGGAAGACCCUGAGGGCCGGCAGCUUUGCCUAGGACUCUCCAGGGUCGCUGAUCCUCCCCGGCCCAGGGCUGCCAGGAACAAGUUCCUCUCUGCAGGAUCUCACAGCAGCCCUGAGAAGACAUGGGAGGAAGAAGCCAGUGGCCCUGGGGUGGACCCUGCCCUUUGGACAUCCCAUGGACUUGUCACCCAGUCGCCUGGAAGUCGGGGAGCAGCACCCCUGCCCCCGGUGGAGGGGUUGUUGCUUUCUGGGGAGGAGGACGGUUGACGGCCCUGCUUGGAUCCACCACCAGGACGCUGUGCUCGGCCAUGGCGCGCCUCCCCCAAGGGCUCAUCUGUGCAACAACCACAUGCCAACAAUAGCUCCAGGUGCCUCAGCCCCGUGCCCUGACCCGGGGACCACAGGGACACCCUCUGAGACGUGCUGGCCCCAGGAGGAUACAGGCACACGGGCACCCAGCCCCUCUCAGAGCCAGGCGUGUCUUGACGGUAUCUGCUGACGGGAACAAGUCAUUCUGAAAGGUCCCUCUGACCCAGGUCACCAAAUUUGGGCCAGAACUGGCACUUCCGAGUGCCCACUGGUGCUGGCGUCCUCAAAGUGCCGGGCGCCAAGUUCAGCCCCAGGUGCGUUUGCCUAGGCAGUGGUGGCUGCCAUCCCUCGGGGCCCAGGCCCUCACCCGAAGGGCUGCCUCACUCUGUGGUGUCAGGCACUGGGCUGUGUCCUGAUUCCUCAGAGUAUGGGGACCUGACAUCUUUGGGUCCCCAAGAGUUGGCUCUUGGAUGUGGAGGCUUGAUGCUGCGGUUGGGGGCUGCACUACCUGCGUCCGUGGAAGCCUCUGCCUCAGCGGGGACGGCCUCCUGCUGCAGGUCCUGGGCAGCCCACAGUAGUGCUAGCUGAGGCCCAGAGGAACGGGAGGAAAGGGAGGCAGCGCCGGACGGCGCAGCUGGCCAAGAGGCGGGCGGGGCCAGAAAUACCUCAUGCCCCUGCACCAGCCCCUCCGUCUCCAGGCCCCAGGCCUCUUUGUGGACCCAUCUUCCUCCUCUGCCACCCCGAUCUUCACUCGGAUACCUCUUGAUUUCUGUGGAUAAGGGAAGCGGCCACUUCUCCCUCCCUGAGACCCGAGGAUGCCCCUGGUGGGGGUGGCCUUCUCAGGACUCCUGGGUGGCACAGCAGCAGGACCUUGUCAUGGGACUGAUGCUGAGCAGGGAGGGGGCUGCCAGGCUGGCUGCCGAUGCUCCGUUCACAUAAGCCAGUGUGGUUCUGGGGACCUGAGGAGCCCUGUGGCACCCACAGGGGGCACCUAUGUCUGCCGUGGCUCCUCGGGUGGUGCCCUGUGUGACAAAGCCCAACAGCAAGGGUGACUCCUGGCAGGUGGGGGCAGCAGGAGGGCAGAGGGCAGAGCUCUGGCCACUUCUGCCCACUUCAUUAGGGUUUGUGAACUUUGUCCUUCACCUCUUUUCGUGCCCUGGUUGUGAGAUUGCCUCUAACAGGUAAUGCCAGGGGCCCUUCACUCCGCCCCCAUGACUGGGAAGAGGCCUGUGGCAGCGCCGCUGGACCCUAGGAGGCUCAGAGGCAGUGGUGUGGGAGCCCUGUCUGCAAGGACGCAGAAUAAGCAGUGAGGGCGGCUGCAGGAGAGGAAGGGGCUCCCACAGCCCCCACUGAUGCCGCUGCAGGCCCCUGUCGAGCUGGGGUCCCAGCCAGGUGCCCCCGCAUGCCCUCCUGCAGUUGCUGGAUGGAUAGGGACACCAGGAAGAGGACAAACUGCAUGGACUCAAGCGAGCUGGAGCCAUCUUCUCCAUAGCAUUACGGACUUAGCAUAAGAGUAAAUGACUGUGAACGUUGUAGUAAACGGCAGCUUAAGAUAAGUAAGCAGAGACAGUGUUAAGGACGAGUUGGUGUCUGUGGUAGCUUUUAGGCUGCUCCUAACCCACCAUUUAUUGCCUUCUGAGAGGUGGGUGAGGACAAGCAUGUGCCUGUGUGUGUGUGUGUGUGUGUGUGUAUAUGUGUGUGUGUGCACGCACAUGCGUGUGUAUAAGCCCACCUGAGUGGGGCUCGUGCAGGAGAACUGAGGCAUGAAACUCUGGCUCAAACCUAGGAAUUGAGAGCGUUUCUGUCUUUUGGGAGAGUACUUUUCUCCACGAGCCCUCUGGCCACUGUGGGAGGGAAGGACAAGGGUUCCCUUGGAAAUGUGAAGGGUCUUGGCCUCAUCCCUCAGGUCCCCCCACAGCACUUCCCACUACUGCUUCUGUCCCUGCUGGCAGCCUCUGUCCCUCCAGAACGGCUAACCAGAGCACACUGUCCCCACCGCCUCCCCUUUCUCUCUGGAAAGUUGAAGUAUCUCCAAAGGCCUUGGAAAUGGCACAAAGGUGAUAAGGAGCAGGUGCUUUGCUGCAGUCUCCCUUGCAAAUGUAUAAUUAAGGCCUUUCUUCCCACCCCAAGUCCAAGAACAAAUGCCAGCCACGUCCUCCGCCACUUGGAGAGAUGAGAACCCAGUGGGGUCACGUAAAGGAAUUGCAGGUCGGUGAGAGGACAAGAGGGACUCCCAUGUUCUAAGCACCUGUUCCUGGCCAGGCUCUAGGCCAGGCUCUCUAAGCACAUUUCUCCUUUCAUUCCCCCUAAAAACAGAGUGACCUGGAAGUAGAUGUUCUUUGCUCCUUGUCAGAGUUGAAGAGGCUGACUUGGCCCACUGCUAAGCGGCAGAGGCAGGGCCAGCCAUCCUGUCGCAAGCCCGUGCUGGGGCUGCCCUUUCUGUUUCCAGUCCAGUUACGGACUUCCCGGCCGCCACUGGGCCCUGCCGGUCACCAGGCCACUGUGCAGUGGGCGCAGAGCAUGGUCAGGAGUGGCCUGCCCGUACUCCUCCACCCAGAUGAGGGCCCUCCAGAGCCUGCAGGCAUCUGUGGGGAAUCCCAGCCUGCAGGUUCUUGGAGAAGCAGGUGAACCUAAGGAUGAAAGCAAAGGAGGGCCUUGAGGAAGCAGCCCCCAGGCCUGGCAGCCACGCAGCGGCUGAGCUCAUGAACUUGGUUCGCAGCCUGCCUUGCCCCUGGAGGCCACGCCAGGCGCUCACCCCUGAGCCCACAGCCCCUGCUUGGGCUGCCUGGCACCCUCAGGGUGGCCCGGCCUCCUCCUGCCACUCUGAGCACAUGUCCGGGGGUUGCCACCAGAGACGGCUUUGUUCUCCCAGCUAAGGCCGUGGAGCUGCUGUGUGACUGUGUCAGGCCUGGACAAGGAAGACCCUUAGGGAUGACGUCCCCGCUGCAUAUUUAUUCAAGGUGACUCUUGUACUUGGCAAGGGAAGUCCACUGUGUGAUUGUCUGUAUUCUUAAUAUAAUUUGUUAAAUAAACGUUUGUUUUAACCUCUUU